CCGGAUCAAAGGUUGUUCUUCCGGUAACUGAGACAGAGCGGCAACAGCAAACAGACAGAAGGGGACAGAAAACCCGCACAAAUACCGCAACAACACAUCUGUCAGUGACAGAAGAAAAACUAAUCAUAAGAUGCUGAGGAGGAAACCGACUCGUCUGGAGCUGAAGAUCGACGACACAGAGGAGUUUGAGAGUGUCAAGAAGGAGCUUGAGGCCAGGAAGCGUCAGCGAGAGGAGGCGGAGUCAGGAGGUGGCGUGGGCGGGGCUUCUGUAAUCAGCGUUGACAUCAUCGGGGGUGGAACCUCUGCUUCAGCUUCUUCCUCCACGGCGGCAUCGAGGGCAGAGCUCAUCAACGAACGAAUCGGCUACAAGCCCCACCCCAAACCGGCUACGCUGCCAACCUUAUUUGGAAGUUUACAGUUUUAAUAAGGAAUAAAUAUGUUUCAACAGAAAAAUA
Messenger RNA from Chelmon rostratus (copperband butterflyfish), 455 nucleotides. RefSeq names its product cell division cycle 26 homolog (gene cdc26). The transcript has 3 exons. NCBI's taxonomy places the organism in Eukaryota, Metazoa, Chordata, Actinopteri, Chaetodontiformes, Chaetodontidae. Gene Ontology annotation, cellular component: anaphase-promoting complex. The coding region runs from base 131 to 424 and encodes 97 amino acids. Gene Ontology annotation, biological process: regulation of mitotic cell cycle; protein K11-linked ubiquitination; anaphase-promoting complex-dependent catabolic process. The record is from RefSeq and is a predicted model, not a curated record.